Talaromyces marneffei is the source of this 1110-nucleotide messenger RNA. RefSeq lists its product as uncharacterized. The record is from RefSeq and is a predicted model, not a curated record. Gene Ontology annotation, biological process: tRNA wobble uridine modification. The transcript is spliced from 3 exons. Gene Ontology annotation, cellular component: elongator holoenzyme complex. NCBI's taxonomy places the organism in Eukaryota, Fungi, Ascomycota, Eurotiomycetes, Eurotiales, Trichocomaceae. Bases 1 to 1110 code for a protein of 369 amino acids.
AUGCCCUCCCAACCGCCCAUCCCACACAUCCUAUCCCCCUACCUCACGCAUUCCACACACUCCGCCCAAUCACUCACGAUAAUCACAUCCGUUCUCGCGGCGACGCCCAACUGGUUAGUGUUACGAUAUUUACAUUCCGUGCUAUCGGCGGCGACCGAACAUGGACAGACGCACCCUUACCAAGGAGGGAAAAAGAGGAGGAGAGCGAAACGAGUUGUCCUCGUAAGCUUUUUGAGAGAUUGGCUGUUUUGGAGGGGGGAGGGGAAGAGAUUGGGACUCGAUCUUCAGCGAUUUGUGGAGGGGAAUAGACUCAGGUUCGUGGAUGGGUUGAGUGGAUUGUUUGAUGCGCCGCAACAACAACCAGCUCCUCCUCAAGGGAACUCAAGAGCGGUGCCGACGGGUGGUGCAAUGGGAUCUGGGCGGUCAAUUCCCAUGCGUGGGUCGGUUGGUCCCGCGAGUAUUCGAGGCCCUCCUACUAUAUCACCUCUGGCAACAACACCUUCGCAGGCGAAGAUUCCUACCCUGCAACAGCAGCAAAAACAAUUACACCUCUCGGGCCAGGGCACUACUGCGCUAAAUCAAUUAGAGAAUGACAUCCUAUCCGUCAUCAAGUCAUUCCCAAACCCGAAUGCUACAAACGAAACCGGCGAAGAGGAAGAAGAAGAUGAUGAGGACGAUAUUUUGUUAAUACUAGAUCAACCAGAUCUCAUCCUCGCCACAACUCCAGGGAUCGAUGCAAAUGAUAUGUCCGAGUGGGUUAUGGGAUUGCAACAGCACGUUCUGUCGACGAUAAUAACAACCUCCGCCGACACUCCGCUCAUCCACAACGCAAAUCCUUACACAGCAAACGAUAGCACGGCAACACCCCUCGAGAAGAAUCAUGCCUCUUUCGUGGUUGGAUUGGCGCAUCGCGCGGACAUGGUGUUACAGUUACGCACACUGGAUACGGGGGCGGCGAAAGAUGUGAGUGGUGUUUUGAGGAUUAGUAGAGGUGGGGGAUACCAACCUGAACUUGAAGGAGGAAAAGAGGAUGAGGUGAUUGAAAAGGAGGCUUUGUAUUUUGUGCAGAGGGAUGGAGGUGUGAGAGUUUUUGGGAGGGGGGAGGUAUAA